CAGCAGGCUUCUCAUGUUUCCUUGCACAAACGCAUAUAAAUUCGCUCUCCAGACCUCCGCAACUAGUGUCCAAAAUUACAUUCAAGGAAACGAUGGAACUUCUCCCAACACAACAGGUGGCGCUGUUGAGCCUGUGUGCUCUGUACAUCCUGCUGGUGCCACACCACUUCCUGCACGCUGAGAAGGUUCCAGAAGGGUCCUGCUGUGGCUACUCCGGCAUGCCCGGGACACCAGGCCAUAACGGUCUCCCUGGGCGAGACGGGAACAUGGGAGAGGCUGGUCCAAAGGGGGAGAAGGGUGACCCAGGCACAUCGGGUGCACAGGGGCUUCAUGGAAAGCUGGGUCCGGCGGGUCCUGCUGGUAGGCCUGGUCCAGCAGGGCCCAGAAGUAUGCCCGGCCCAAGUGGAGAGAAGGGGGAGAAGGGGUCCAUGGGUUUGGACGGCAUAUCGGGACAGAAGGGGGACCAGGGCCCCCCCGGGCCUCCAGGUCCCCUGCCUGCCAUAGACCUUGUGGAACUGCAGUCGGAGCUUAAGGCACUGCGAGAUGUUCUCAACAAAGUGACACAGUUCACCUUCACUAAAAGGGUUGGAACGAAGUACUUUUUGUCUGAUAAGAAGUCGGGGGUGUUUGAGCAAGCGGUUGCGGCAUGCAGCGCUGUUGGGGGGGUUCCCGCCCUGCCUAAAAGCCAGGAAGAAAACCAGGCUCUGAUCGGAAUGAUGUCCAGUUCUGAGCACGCCUGGCUCAGUGCGAACGACAGGACAGCCGAGGGCACGUUUGUGGACCUGCAGGGGACAACGCUCGGAUUCAGCAACUGGAAGAAAGGAGAACCAAACAACCACAAAGGGGUAGAGGACUGCACUAUCACAGAUUUCAACGGCUCCUGGAAUGAUGUCAACUGCGAUUUAAGCUCCAUCAUUAUUUGUGAGAUUUAAAGGAAAAGAAAAUGUAAUCAUUUCAUAAUUUAGGCUACUCCUAUAUGUAUUUGCAUUUGUGUGUGUGUGUGUGUGUGUGUGUGUGUGUGUGUGAUAUCCAAUCAUAUCAAUCCAACUUACUGAUUGAGCAAUACUCAGAAAUUAUCCUAAUAAAUAUAAUGACAUAUAACUCUAUAAGCCAGUGAACCAUAUGGAAUGUGUUGUAUGAUGUGUAUACUAAGCCAAGCUACCACUGGUAAAAUAUUCAUGUGUAUUCCUUCCUAUUUGCAAAAUAAAUACAUACAUAACUAAA
Conger conger (European conger) is the source of this 1224-nucleotide messenger RNA. Its product is annotated as mannose-binding protein C-like. The record is from RefSeq and is a predicted model, not a curated record. Lineage: Eukaryota; Metazoa; Chordata; Actinopteri; Anguilliformes; Congridae. Bases 93 to 932 code for a protein of 279 amino acids. The transcript has 5 exons.